Propithecus coquereli (Coquerel's sifaka) is the source of this 2375-nucleotide messenger RNA. It is a transcript of the gene HNF1A, whose product is annotated as HNF1 homeobox A. Gene Ontology annotation, cellular component: nucleus. Bases 377 to 2365 code for a protein of 662 amino acids. Gene Ontology annotation, molecular function: DNA-binding transcription factor activity, RNA polymerase II-specific; RNA polymerase II cis-regulatory region sequence-specific DNA binding. The record is from RefSeq and is a predicted model, not a curated record. NCBI's taxonomy places the organism in Eukaryota, Metazoa, Chordata, Mammalia, Primates, Indriidae. Gene Ontology annotation, biological process: insulin secretion; positive regulation of DNA-templated transcription; pancreas development. The transcript has 9 exons.
CCCCCACCUUCCCCUCUGCCCACUCCCACUGAAGGCCAUGGCUCCCGUCCCUCUACGGCUGCCAUGAGGCCUGCACUCUGCAGGGCUGAAGUCCAAAGUUCAGUCCCUUCGCUAAGCACACGGAUAAAUAUGAACCUUGGAGAAUUUCCCCAGCUCCAAUGUAAACAGAGCAGGCAGGGGCCCUGAUUCACCGGCUGCUGGGGCCAGGGUUGGGGGUUGGGGGUGCCCACAGGGCUUGGCUAGUGGGGUUUGGGGGGGCGGUGGUUGCAAGGAUCCUGGCUUGUGUCUGCCACUGGCCGGCAAGUAACAGCCCACGCGGUGGAGGAGGCGGCCAGCGCGGUGGCCCCAGGCCGCGUGGCCCCGCGGUGGCGGAGCCAUGGUCUCUAAACUGAGCCAGCUGCAGACGGAGCUCCUGGCCGCCCUGCUCGAGUCGGGCCUGAGCAAGGAGGCGCUGAUCCAGGCGCUGGACGAGCAGGGGCCCUACCUGUUGGCCGGAGAUGGCCCGCUGGACAAGGGGGAGGCCUGCGGCGGCGGCGGCCCAGGGGAGCUGGCCGAGCUGCCCAACGGGCUGGGGGAGGCUCGGGGCUCCGAGGACGAGACGGACGACGACGGCGAAGACUUCACGCCACCCAUCCUCAAGGAGCUGGAGAACCUCAGCCCCGAGGAGGCGGCCCACCAGAAAGCCGUGGUGGAGACCCUUCUGCAGGAGGACCCGUGGCGCGUGGCGAAAAUGGUCAAGUCAUACCUGCAGCAGCACAACAUCCCACAGCGGGAGGUGGUGGACACCACCGGCCUCAACCAGUCCCACCUGUCCCAGCACCUCAACAAGGGCACUCCCAUGAAGACGCAGAAGCGAGCCGCCCUGUACACCUGGUACGUCCGCAAGCAGCGAGAGGUGGCCCAGCAGUUCACCCAUGCAGGGCAGGGUGGGCUGAUCGAGGAGCCCACAGGUGAUGAGCUACCUACCAAGAAGGGGCGGAGGAACCGUUUCAAGUGGGGCCCAGCAUCCCAGCAGAUCCUGUUCCAGGCCUACGAGAGGCAAAAGAACCCCAGCAAGGAGGAGCGAGAGACGUUGGUGGAGGAAUGCAACAGGGCCGAGUGCAUCCAGAGGGGGGUGUCACCAUCACAGGCACAGGGGCUGGGCUCCAACCUCGUCACCGAGGUGCGUGUCUACAACUGGUUUGCCAACCGGCGCAAAGAAGAGGCCUUUCGGCACAAGCUGGCCAUGGACACGUACAGCGGGCCCCCACCGGGGCCAGGCCCGGGACCCGUGCUGCCUGCCCACAGCUCGCCUGGCCUGCCGCCACCCGCCCUCUCCCCCAGCAAGGUCCACGGCGUGCGCUACGGACAGCCUGCAGCCAGUGAGGCGGCAGAAGUGCCCUCGAGCAGUGGCGGUCCCUUGGUGACAGUGUCUGCAGCCCUGCACCAAGUGUCCCCCACAGGCCUAGAGCCCAGCCACAGCCUGCUGAGCACUGAAGCCAAGCUGGUCUCAGCAACGGGGGGCCCCCUGCCCCCUGUGAGCACCCUGACGGCACUGCACAGCUUGGAGCAGACAUCCCCAGGCCUCAACCAGCAGCCCCAGAACCUCAUCAUGGCCUCGCUCCCGGGGGUCAUGACCAUCGGGCCUGGAGAGCCUGCCUCCCUGGGCCCCACGUUCACCAACACGGGCGCCUCCACCCUGGUCAUUGGCCUGGCCUCCACUCAGGCCCAGAGUGUGCCCGUCAUCAACAGCAUGGGCAGCAGCCUGACCACGCUGCAGCCCGUCCAGUUCUCCCAGCCACUGCACCCUUCCUACCAGCAGCCGCUCAUGCCGCCCGUGCAGAGCCACGUGGCCCAGAGCCCCUUCAUGGCUACCAUGGCCCAGCUGCAGAGCCCCCACGCCCUCUACAGCCACAAGCCGGAGGUGGCCCAGUACACUCACACGGGCCUGCUUCCGCAGACCAUGCUCAUCACCGACACCACCAACCUGAGUGCCCUGGCCAGCCUCACGCCCACCAAGCAGGUAAGGCCCAGGCCUGUGGGCCCCCCCUGGGCUCCGCCCGAGAGCCCCCUCCAUACCCUGGGGGCUCAGGUGGCUGCUCUGCUUCCCCAGGUCUUCACCUCAGACACCGAGGCCUCCAGUGAGUCUGGGCUUCAUACGCCGGCCUCCCAAGCCACCACCCUGCACGUCCCCAGCCAGGACCCUGCUGGCAUCCAGCACCUGCAGCCCGCUCACCGGCUCAGCGCCAGCCCCACGGUGUCCUCCAGCAGCCUGGUGCUGUACCAGAGCUCCGACUCCAGCAAUGGCCACAGCCACCUGCUGCCGUCCAACCACGGCGUCAUCGAGACCUUCAUCUCCACGCAGAUGGCCUCUUCCUCCCAGUAACUAUGGCAAC